Molecule: messenger RNA, 1806 nt
Organism: Penicillium brevicompactum
Lineage: Eukaryota; Fungi; Ascomycota; Eurotiomycetes; Eurotiales; Aspergillaceae
Gene: ilv3C
Product: putative dihydroxy-acid dehydratase
Exons: 3
Coding region: 1-1806 (601 amino acids)
Molecular function (GO): hydro-lyase activity
Source: RefSeq, a predicted model, not a curated record
AUGGCCACUUUCGCUGAAGAGGACUAUGCCAUUGAGAGGCCACUAGUCGCAUCAACGGGCCUUAGACAAGGACUCACCUCCUAUGGAGAUGCGCACUUUUCUCUAUUCCUAAGAAAGGUAUUUAUUAAAGCCCUCGGAUACAGUGAAGACGCUCUAUCCAGGCCAAUUAUCGGAAUCAUCAACACCUACUCGAGCUUCAAUCCAUGUCACGCCAACGUACCGCAGCUCAUUGAGGCAGCUAAGCGAGGGGUACAGCUGAGCGGUGGACUUGCUAUCGACUUCCCCACGAUUAGCAUCCAUGAAUCGUUCUCAUAUCCCACGAGUAUGUUUCUGAGGAAUCUUAUGAGUGUGGAUACCGAGGAAAUGAUCAAAGCUCAACCCGUCGAUGCUUGUAUUAUGAUUGGAGGAUGCGACAAAACCGUGCCCGCUCAGAUCAUGGGUGGUCUAUCAGCAAACAAGCCCAUCUUGCCUUUGGUCACUGGUCCAAUGAUGCCGGGAAGCUACAAAGGCAAGAGAAUUGGCGCUUGUACAGAUUGUCGGAACAAUUGGGCUUCCUUCAGAGCCGGAAACCUAGACGUGGAGGAUAUCGCUUCCCUAAACGAAGAAUUAGCUCCCACGGCUGGAACUUGCGGCGUGAUGGGAACUGCUAGCACUAUGGCGUGCAUUACAGCAGCCUUGGGGUUGAUGCCUCUCCGUGGUGCAUCUGCGCCUGCCGUCUCAUCAGCACGACUUCGAAUCGCAGAAGAAACAGGGGCAAACGCUGUGGCCGCAGCGGGCGCAAAACGUGCACCUCAAUCUAUCUUGACCAAGGAGUCAUUUUAUAACGCCAUUACCGUGCUUCAAGCAAUUGGUGGAUCAACCAACGCCGUGGUACACUUAAUGGCAAUUGUGAACCGUCAUCCCGACCUUUGUGGAAGUGGUGACAUAACUCUCCAGACCUUCGAUGACAUUGGUAGGAAGGUUCCUUUGCUCAUUGACUUGAAGCCCAGUGGCGACAACUAUAUGACGGACUUCCACAAUGCAGGGGGCAUGGUCGCCUUGCUGCACACUCUCAGACCGUUGCUUCACCUCUCCGCUAUGACAAUCAGCGGUGUCACUCUCGGCGAGGUCUUAGACAAGACCCCCUUCCGGACAUUCCCAUACUCCCAGGAGAUCAUUCGGCCAUUAACAAACCCUCUCUAUCCCGCAUCUUCAUUGGUGGUUCUCAGGGGGAACCUUGCACCUGGCGGGGCCAUCAUUAAGGCAUCUGCUUCCAAAGACCGGCGCCUUCUAUGCCACACCGGACCUGCUGUUGUCUUUAAGAACAGUGCCGAUCUUGCGCUCCGCAUUGAUGACCCCGAUCUAAAGGUGACCAAAGACUCUGUUCUUGUUUUGCAGGCGAUCGGGCCUAUUGGAAAUCCAGGUAUGCCUGAGGCUGGAAUGAUCCCAUUGCCUCGAAAGCUUGCUGCCGCGGGUGUCACCGAUAUGCUGAGGGUGUCAGAUGGGAGGAUGUCUGGCACUGCUGGCGGCACUAUUGUAUUGCACGUCUCGCCCGAAGCUAUCGUCCCGACUUCUGUGUUGGGAAUAGUGAGGGAUGGUGAUAUUAUCACCUGCGACGCGACUCGGCGGAUUCUCAACCUGGACCUAGACCAACAGGAAAUUGACGAACGCCUUAUGGAGCGAGCUGACAGUGGUGAGCAGUCUGCUCGCACAGAUGAGAUCAAGGUCAAGCGGGGAUAUGCCGGUCUGUACCAACGGUCGGUCAACCAGGCCCAGGAAGGGGCUGACUUUGAUUUUCUCACUGCGGCGGGCCCAAAAAGAAGAUAA